AGUAUUCGGGUUACUUCUUUGACUUUAACUAAGCGAAGCAGUCGCCAAAAGACUCUUGCCCGUCACUUUACUCUCGCCGGAGAAACCUGAUAUCACAGAAAAAAUGGGUAUGGGAACAGAAGAGAAUUUGGACUACAAAUGUGGCCUGAGCACCGAUUCGCAAGUGAUUGCACGAAUGGAAUUAAGAGAAGACAUAAACACGCGUGAGCAAGCUCUAGAAAAAUUUCGAGAAUGGAUUCAAAAACACCCGGCAAUUAAAAGUUGUCGCACCGAUGCCGUUUUUCUACUCAGGUUUCUAAGGACAAAAAAAUUCAGCCUCCCAUUAGCCGAGGAAAUGCUAGAACGUUAUCUCACAAUGCGACAACUUUAUCCUGAUUGGUUUCAAAAUUUAGACAUUAAUGAUCCCGAUAUUGAAGCUAUAAUCGAUAGUGGAUAUCUGGUUCCACUUUUGGAAAGGGACGAGCAUGGACGAAAAGUCAUUCUCUCGUGUGCUGGACGCUUCGAUCCUUAUAAAUACACAUCGGCUCAAAUGGCCAGAACACACAGCAUUGUGGUCGAAGCUCUCAUGGACGAGGAGGAAAAUCAAGUUAAAGGAUACACCCACUUGAAUGAUGAAUCUGGCCUCACUAUGGGUCAUAUUAGUGCCUGGUCAUUAACAGACAUUCGAAAUAUGUUGAGAUGUAUUCAAAAUACAACUCCUAUGCGACACAAGGAGACGCAUUUAAUGAACAUUCCCACUUGCGCAACGAAAGUCGUCGAAUUUGCCGUCUCUCUCCUCAAUGAAAAACUCAAAAGUCGCAUACACAUUCAUAAAAAUCUAGACGAUCUCCAAAAGGCUGUUAAUCCACAAAUUUUGCCAAAAGAAUAUGGAGGAAAAAUUCCUCUUUCUGAAAUGAUCGAUUCAUUCAAGAAGGUCUUACGAGCAAAAUGUCAAGAGCUAAAGGCCCUUGAUGACAUGUACAUCGAAUUGGCACCAAAAGAAAAUUGUUCUGCACCAAGUGAAGGUUUGGGAGGUAUUCCGGGCUCAUUUCGUAAAUUAGAAGUAGAUUAAAUUCAUCAAUCUGUUAGAAUUAUAAUUUAGUUUACCAAGUUAGCAUUUAGUUUACCGAUCAAUGAAAAUUGAUUGCGUCGCUAGAUUUAAUUUUACAAUAAUUGAAUUUUUAAUUUGAUUUGAAAAUAUUCUCUUAAUUACAUUUAGACAAGAACUUUGCCUAGAGAAAUCGAAAAUCGAAAGCACUUCAUUUUCUAUAGAAAAGAAUCGGAUAUAAAAAUUAAAAACUUGAGGCCUUUUUUUAUAGAUACAUAAAUAUAUAUAUAUUUUUUAGACCCUCAAAUAAUUUUUGGAAAUGAUAUAUUUUUUAUAAGUGUGAUAAUGUGAAAAUAGUUUAAGAUUUACUGUAUGUACUUAUUUACCAAUAAUCAGAAAUGAUUCUGCUGGUGGUAUAAGUUACCAAUAGCAUUAAGUCCUUAAAAGUGCUUUAUACAAUAAAUUGUAUAAAGCACUGCAUUGAUAUAAUCCGAUUUUAAUAAUCGACAAUAGAAUUAUUAAUUUACUCUGUACAUAUAAUUCUCGAUUUUCAGUUAACGAAAAUUGAAAAGUUCACUUUUUCAAGAUUUCAAUUUCAAUAUUUUCCAUAUAAAUUAUAAUAAGACUUAAGUAAGAUUA
Leptopilina heterotoma is the source of this 1666-nucleotide messenger RNA. RefSeq names its product clavesin-2. The coding region runs from base 104 to 1051 and encodes 315 amino acids. The transcript is spliced from 5 exons. Gene Ontology annotation, molecular function: phosphatidylinositol bisphosphate binding. Gene Ontology annotation, cellular component: membrane. Lineage: Eukaryota; Metazoa; Arthropoda; Insecta; Hymenoptera; Figitidae. The record is from RefSeq and is a predicted model, not a curated record.